AUGCAAGGCCAACUGUGGAUGUGCAGAGGACAAGGUGGACGGCCUCAAACUGAUUAUUCAAGUCCUAACCAUAGAAUGGCCCAAAUUCAAAUGAAGCAUGAGCUGGUACUCUUGGUCUCCUGUUUUGACAGGUACUGGGUGGAUGGUGCAAUUCAAACCCCUCGACAGCUGGCGCUGGAGGUUCUGUCCGAUUUCCACCUCACGUACCCUGCAGAGAGGCUGCACUUUGUGCACUCAGAGAGUGGUCAACCAUUUUCGCUCACCAACAAAGGGAUCCAAGAAGUUGUGAGUGUGGUCUACCGUGCGAGUCGGAGUGCAAGAAGGAAGGCCAAGCGCCGUAGGCUCAGAAGGGAACAGCGGUGUGGCACUUUGAGCAAAGAUCUCCAGCGGGCUCGUCCAAAGUAG
This is a messenger RNA of Ostreobium quekettii, 405 nucleotides long. NCBI's taxonomy places the organism in Eukaryota, Viridiplantae, Chlorophyta, Ulvophyceae, Bryopsidales, Ostreobiaceae. The record is from the annotation of a GenBank genome assembly.